ACCUGGGCAUGAGCACUCUUUGCUAUUCUCUGUCAAGAGAUUUUAUGGGUGUUGUCUGCGAGAAAUAAAUGUGGUGUGUCAGCUGUAAAUAGCGAUAUUUAGAAUUUAAUUAAUGAUCAUCAUUUGUGAAUGUAAAUGAGCGUUGUUAAAAUAUUACAAAAGUGAUGUCUGCGAAAGUUCGAACAAAGCAAGAGAAAAGUGGUGAAAUCGUAGCUUACAGCGAAGCUGCAGUUCGUAACAAUGCCGCAGUUGUCGAGUACUGUAGGAUAUCAAUGGCAGCUUUGUCCGGUAGUACAGCUGGACUUCUCGGAUUGACUGGCCUAUAUGGUUUUGGCUUUUACAUAUUUGCAGUUAUCGGUUUAUGGACAAUGCUGCUUUUGAAAGCUGGAGGACAUUGGAGGAAAUUCUUUAUCAGUAGGCGCAGUCUAUUAACGAAUGGAUUUUUUGGUGGACUAUUUACUUAUGUGUUAUUCUGGACAUUCCUGUAUGGCAUGGUGCACGUUUAUUAAAGUAGAAAUUCAAAGCGAGAUUUUCAACUCCUUUAUUUAUACUUAGGCUGCAAUAUAUUUCAUGUUAUUAAAGCAAAAUGUAUCAUUCAAGUAAUUGUUUCUUUAGUGAUAUCGUUUUCCAUCGGUGAGGAGAACCAUCUCUUCGUUAUUUUCUGUAAAACAAAAGAACUGUACGUGUAAUGAACAAUGAUGAUAAAUAAUUUAUAUGUUUAUUAA
Orussus abietinus is the source of this 725-nucleotide messenger RNA. It is a transcript of the gene EMC6, whose product is annotated as ER membrane protein complex subunit 6. Gene Ontology annotation, cellular component: EMC complex; endoplasmic reticulum; membrane. NCBI's taxonomy places the organism in Eukaryota, Metazoa, Arthropoda, Insecta, Hymenoptera, Orussidae. Gene Ontology annotation, biological process: autophagosome assembly; protein folding in endoplasmic reticulum. The record is from RefSeq and is a predicted model, not a curated record. The transcript has 5 exons. The coding region runs from base 165 to 509 and encodes 114 amino acids.